Molecule: messenger RNA, 536 nt
Organism: Scatophagus argus
Lineage: Eukaryota; Metazoa; Chordata; Actinopteri; Scatophagidae
Product: lymphocyte antigen 6G-like
Exons: 3
Coding region: 111-419 (102 amino acids)
Source: RefSeq, a predicted model, not a curated record
GAAAUGCAAAUGUUCAAGUUCUGAAAAACGUCUGAGGAGGAAAUGUUCUUAGAGAGGAAGACUUCUCUCCAGUUCCCCUUUCACUUAAUCUGUUUUUCUCCCCAUUCACGAUGCAACUUUGUACAGCUCUGAUUCUGUUUAUGACUCUGUCUACAGCCUGUGGACUGAGAUGCUACACGUGCACAGCCGCUGAUCCUGAAUCCUGCACAGACAGCAAUUCUUGUCCCGUCAUCUUCAACCGUUGUUUCACUCUCAGAAUAGACGGCUAUGACAUGGUUACCAAGGGUUGCCAAACCAGCAUAGCAUGUCAUGGUGCCAUGGCCUGCUGUGAAGGGAACUUGUGCAACAGGGCCAUACCAACCAGCUGCAGUGUCCUCCUCCUGCUGGUGUCUUCAGCUAUCAUCACAUUCUAUGUCUAAGCCUUGGGAAUUUUGUUAUUUCUAUGCUGCUCUAUGCUGCAGUGUCCCUGCUGAACAACCUAAUAAAUGGAUGACAGAUGCUAUAUUAUGAUUGCCAAUUAAAGUUUUAUUCCUUCA